Contarinia nasturtii (swede midge) is the source of this 6023-nucleotide messenger RNA. It is a transcript of the gene gig, whose product is annotated as tuberin. The record is from RefSeq and is a predicted model, not a curated record. The coding region runs from base 102 to 5918 and encodes 1938 amino acids. The transcript is spliced from 16 exons. Gene Ontology annotation, molecular function: GTPase activator activity. Gene Ontology annotation, biological process: regulation of cell cycle; regulation of small GTPase mediated signal transduction; negative regulation of Wnt signaling pathway. Lineage: Eukaryota; Metazoa; Arthropoda; Insecta; Diptera; Cecidomyiidae. Gene Ontology annotation, cellular component: nucleus; TSC1-TSC2 complex; cytoplasm.
GAAGAUUGAUUGUGGCUCCUGUGGUAUAGAGGAGUAGAAUUGCUUUUAUUGUGUAGUAGCCUUGAAAGUAGAUCAAGUUCAAAUCAACAUCGAUUGCCACCAUGAGUCAGAAGGAUUCGUUGUCGAAAUUGAAGAAUUUCUUUCGCAUGGAUAAAAAUUCUAGCGGGAGUAAUCGUGAAAAAACUGAUGCAGACUUGUUGCGUGAUCUGGAAGGUCUAAUACAACCACAACUCGCAGCUACACAACGAUGCAAAACACUCAAAGACCUAUCCGAAUCGGAUAAAAUAAGCCGAUUAGAAGAUACGACCAUCAUUCGGAUUUGGGAGUUGACCAAGGAUUUGAUAGCAUCAACACGACCUUGGGAACAGCGUCAUAUAACCUAUCGAUUUUAUCAGAAGUUGGUGCUGUGUCAAUUUGAAGACUUAUCAUUAACGCGUGUACACUUUUUUCGCGUGAUCCAAGAACAUGAUAUAGAGGAAGAUGUACAAUGUCAACUCGAUUUAUUGAAAACAAUAACCGACAAUGGGAAAAAUAUUAAAGAUAUCGACGAUAAAAUCGGAGAUUUUAUACUUAAUCGAUGGCUCGCCAAACUUCGCGACAUCAAACAAAUUCGAGAGAUUUUAAUUAUGGUACAUAAUAUCAUUGUUUAUAAUGCAGCUUAUUUAGAUCCCGAUAUUGUUAAUGGAAUUAUCACAUAUGCCUGUUUGAUGUGCUGUACAAACGACGAUAUUGUUUUGCAAUGUUUAGACGUUUUAGAUGCAAUUCUUUGUUACACCGUACUGCCAAACAAAAUGCUGCCAGAAUGGGUAAAUGCCCUGUGUCGAACCGUAAAUCGUGAAAUUUACGUUCAAAAAUCAUGGGACAUAAUGAAAAAAUUGCUUGGCACGAAAAUGGGACACGCAGCUCUGCUUUAUAUGUGUAAUUUAUUGAAUAAUUCAAAUUAUGUGAACGAUGACGCUCUACUACGUGGCGCUGUUUUUUAUAUUAAUAUGGGAUUGUGGGGAUCGACCUGUUCGAAUGCAAAUGAUCUAUUUAAGCAAUCACCAACUUCAGUUUUACAGAGUUUUUUAUGCGCACUUAAAAGUCAGCGAGUGUUUGUCACGUAUGAAGUAAUCAUCGGUAUUCAACGACUGAUCUAUGUGUCUGGACGUGAUUUGAGCGAACCCACUUGGGAUGUUUUGUGUGAAAUCUUAAUAACGAUAGCCGACAACAUUCGUUAUUACGAGAAUGAUGGUCUUUCGAAAGACAGUGUAAUUCAUAUUGCAUAUCACGAGGCGCUUGACAAAAUCGAGCAACUUCUUCAGCGAAAUGAAGCUGCCACCGAUUUGGAAACCAUUUACUCGGUCAUCGAAUAUGUGUGCGAAAGUCGAUCGGAAGACUCAAUCGUUAAUCUCAUGGAGUACAAGGCAACAAAAAUAACACCAACCCAAACACAAUGGUUGCAAGAACUGAACUCGUUCAUGAAUCGCUUUUUCAACAUGCACAACUUUAAAAUUCGAGAGAAAUCAUUGCAGGUGCUUAAGCGCAUCAUGGACAAUAACAAGUCCGCCUAUGAGGAAGAAAUGCUGGAGAGUAUUGUAAUUCCGACGUUUUCAAAUGUUGCAUAUGAGAGCGAUGCCAAAAUUCGAACAUGUGUCGGUGAAUUGCUGUUGAAAUUGGUUGCCCAAUGCGAUACAAAACGAAGCAUUGAAUUACUCGAUAUUGUGGAGAAAUUAUUGAAUCGGCCAUUCGAUCGAUUUAAUGAUGAUGGUCGAAUCGUUCUUAAGAAUGACGAUGAACUCGCCCAUAUUACCACGCUCAUUGACGAAUUGAUACGAGUAUUCUUAUCGAAACUGCACACGGUAUCCACGGCACAUGCCAUAAAAAUAUUUGCAAUGUUGAAUGCACACUUGGAAAAAUAUUAUCAAAAAUCAACCUUACUUGAGUCUUCAGUUCCUGUUCGGAGUAGCAUUUUUGCAUGGUUGCUACGAAUUCGGGCCAAUGCAAAUUAUUUCGUCGGAUACAUGGACGAUUUGAAGAGUAAUCGAAUGCGAUAUAGCCAUUUCUUGAGUAUCGAUGCAAACGAAUUGAAUUACCAUCAAAGUAAUCGACAACAACAAAAUCAACCGCCAGCACCCACACAACAAACGUCACAAGAUACCGAAAUCCAAGCACAAACAACCAUUUCGAUAAAGCGAAGUUGCAAAAUGUUUAUCGAUUGUUUGGUUAGUGAAAAUGAUUGGUCCGUGAUGCAGCUCGUUUUGAAGGGAUUACCAUUGAUGUUGCAAAAUAAGGCAUUGUUCCGUGGCGUUGAUAUGGAAGCAUUGGCCACCGCUAUUAUUGGUUUGGUGACAAAGUCGCAACAUUCAAAAGAUAAACCACGAAUCGAUACAUUUAUUCCUUCAACACACAAACCGCAGUUAUCCGAUUUUCAAGCAUUGGUAAUAAAUACCAUAGCCGCAUUGAUUCCGUAUCAUCAAAAUCUUGGCAGUCAAAUUCAGAAUCGAAUGAUUACAACGUUGCGACCGGGUCUACUAUCGCUAGAAACAAAUACACCACGUGUGUGUAUUCAGGCAUUUACCGUUAUGUUGAUGGAGAUUUUGGAAUUGAUGCUUCGUCAUUUGGCUGAGAUUCUGUUUGACAUGAGUAGAAUGUCGACGACGUUGAAUGUUGCCGUUCCCGUUUUGGAAUUUUUGUCAACUCUGAGUCGUUUACCGGCUCGUUUGUUUGCCAACUUUACAAACACUCAAUACAUGUAUGUGUUUGCGAUUUCAUUGCCAUACACAAAUCCCCACAAAUACGAUCAUUAUACGGUGUCAUUGGCACAUCAUGUAAUCGCCGGCUGGUUUUUAAAGUGUAAAUUAUCAUGGCGAAAGGAUUUUGUGCAGUACAUUUUAAAAGGUUUAACAACAAAUGUACAAAAACCAUUCGAAGAGAUGAAACGUAACGAUCAUGCGCCGGUCAAUGAAGAUUCGUCAAAUCGAAAACGAAGCUCCAGUUUAACUGAGCGUGGUGCAAAGCAUCGUGAACGGCCGGCAAUUCAAAAUUUACACAUCAAAAGUGACGAGGCAGCCGAUGAAGUGGCAUACAAUUUUCACAUGGAAUUGGCCGAUACUUGCAUCGAUUUUUUGUCACGUCAUACCUAUUCAACGUGUUCAGCAUUGCCGAAGCGUUCAUCGACCGCCGAAUAUCUUUUAACAAAUGGUCAUUCGAUGUCAUGGCUAGUGGGUAAUAAUGUGGUUACGAUCACAACCAGUGGAUGCUCAUCAACAGCUGGACCAAAUGGCCUAUGUGAUCGUUGUGGCUUUAUAUGCAAAACCUCUAAAUUGACUGAACAAAGUUCAUCGAAUGGUGCAACAUCGCCCGAAGUGAGUUCAUUGAAAUCGAGUGGAAGUGAGAUAUGUCGUCGAUAUACAAAAGCCACUCUACAACAUAAUAGCGGUGAAGUGUCAGAGAGUAGUGAAUUUUCAAAUUCAUCAUCGAUAACAACACCGUUUGGCAUGAAUACAGACACCGGUAGAUUUUUCAAGGGUUCAUCGAACGAAGGCCGUUUCAAUUCAUCGGGCAGUUUAGAUGCGUUGUCACGACGUGGCAGUAAUCCGGAUACUCUAAAUCAUUCAUCAGAAACGGUUAGCAAACACGGUUCGAUUGGCAGCCAUCCGAUGUAUUUGUCACCACAACAAAGCAUCGAACGUAUCAAACAAGUGUGUAUUUGUGCGUGUUCGGGAUGGGCGGAAAUCGUUAUACGACGACCAACUGGAAAUAUGUCAUGGAUUAUGAAAAUACAAAAUCACAUUGCAUUGGAUUCACUAUCGUGCGAUGUUCCACUUCAAGACUUGAUCAAUAUGUGCACACCAUCGUUGGGCGAAAUCUAUAAUAUUCCCGAUUUUAUGAAUCAAGAACAACUGUGGAGCAGCAAUGUGAAUAUAGCAAAUGAACAAACAUCAUCAAAUGAAGUGGCCAAAAGAAACUAUUAUAAGGUCACAAUUGAGUCGAACACUUCCAGACCGAAUGAAAUGAUCGAAAAGAAAUCGGAUACAGUACAAAAUGCUGCGAAUAUUACACAAAAGACAGAAAAUUUGACUGCAAAUUCUGCAAUUUCAAAUGUGGAGACAAAUACGACAGUGUCACAUCCAUUGAGUGGCCCAAUAAAUAUACCGAAAUCGGCGAAUGCCGAGAAAAUUCCAUCGGGCAGUUUUAGCGAUGUAGAACCAGACGACGAUGAUGGCAGUGGCGUGGUAUUUGAUGAGAAUGACGCCAAAUCAAGAAAUCCAGUUCGUCGUGUAAAUUCAAGCCCGGAAAUGAGUUCGAAUUGGCGACAUCCGUUCAUUGGACAAAAACCGAAUCAACCACAAUCGGCUGGUAUUAAUUUAUCGGCACAUGGCAGUGCCGAUGAUGAUUUUUGUAUUACGGACAAUGAACAACAACAGAAAAAGAAGAACUUGCGACCAAGCUGUGAAGCAAUCCCUGAAGAGAUUGGUGAUGCAACACCACCGAAAACCAGUCAAAUGGAUCAACAGAAAUCAACAAAAGUUGAUGGUACCGUUUCAGUAGUUGCAAGUGGAAUGGCAAAGAAUCAGCACAAAGAUUUCAUUGCAAAAUCAAGUUCCACUCAAAAUACUUCGACUUCAUCGUCAUCGUCGACAUCAUCGUCAACUACAAAAAUUGGGCCAAAUUCGUCGGUCGACAAUUUGUUACCGUCAAAUCCAAAUGCAGCACCACGUAAACAGCAUUCAGCCGAUGAUGCUGAACAAUCUCAAUCGCGACAACAACAACCACCGAUGAAUGAACCAAGACACAGUUCAUCUGGAUCGUCAAUCAAUCUUGGCGGAUCAUCGUCCAAAUUCAAGCUAAACAUUGAUAUGCCAAAUUUGGCCACGAAACCACCACAAUCACAUGCUCCUUUAUCGCCACGCUUGCUGCGUAACAAUCUUGAAAUGUCACACUUGAAUAGUUCGAAUAAUUUCAAUGAUUUCCAAAGGGGACGAUCGAAAACCAUAUCAGUUGUACGCGGCGAACGUGACAAUCGUGAUAAUUCAAAAUGGACAUUCAAAAGCACUCGAUCAGUGCUCAGUCCGAAUUCAAUAUUUCUACAAUUCUUUUAUACCGGUCCAAAUCGAGUGACCGAACAGCCACUAUUGAUCAGUCAACAAAAUUGCAAAACAAUCGACAUGAUCAACUAUAUUCCACCUUUUGAAACGCACAAAAUCGGUGUAUUAUACAUAGGCCCCAAUCAAACACACAACGAAAUCGAAAUCUUGAGUAAUCGCUAUGGUAGUUUACGUUAUAUGGAUUUCAUUCAGAAUUUAGGUGCUUUGGUAUCGCUGAAAAAUGCAAAAGAAUUGAACUUAUUCAUCGACAUGGAGACUGAUGGCAGAGACGGUAACUUCACAUACAUUUGGCAAGAUGAUAUCAUACAGGUGACAUUUCAUGUUGCCACGCUGAUGCCAAACAAAGAAGACGAUCCAAAUCGAACCGAGAAAAAGAAAAAUAUUGGCAACGACUAUGUGUCGAUUGUUUACAAUGAAAGUGGCGAAGAAUAUAAUCUGAGCACGAUCAAAGGUCAAUUUAAUUAUGCGUGUGUUGUUAUUGAACCGCUUGAAUUGAACAGCAAUCGAAUAUUUGUACGAUGCAAGGACGAUGUGGCCAAAUUCAUUUGCCAUACCGAACCGAAGAUUAUAUCCGAUGCAAGUGCGGCUGGUUAUGCUAGACAAUUGGCACUUCAUGCUAAUUUGGCAUCAUUGGUAGCAAAAUCAUUACAAACAAAGAACGGAAGACCGUAUGCAUCGAACUGGCUGGAGAGAUUGCGUCGGAUCAAGCAUCUUAGGGCAAAAAUACAAAAAGAGAAUGGAGGAACGUCAGCAUCAAGUUCAAAUCAAACGGCUAACAACAGUGCAAAGAACGAGAGAGAAACAGAAGAUUUCACUCAAUAUACGUAAAACUUCGAUGGUUCAAAUGCAAAUCUAUAAUAUUUUUUUUAUAUAGUUUUUAAUCUAAAAUCAUUUAUAAAAAAAUACAAAUAUUAUCGUCACCAACCAUAUUUA